Molecule: messenger RNA, 516 nt
Organism: Parnassius apollo (apollo)
Lineage: Eukaryota; Metazoa; Arthropoda; Insecta; Lepidoptera; Papilionidae
Source: the annotation of a GenBank genome assembly
AUGGAAAAUCCCAACCAAACUACUCUGAAUAAGAAUCAUUUCCCAAAACUUUUACAUUCUUUAGUUGAUCAAGUUGAAAUAUAUUCAUCUAAAAAUAUGAAAAACGGAUUCAGAGCAACGGGGAUCCAUCCAUUCAACCCAAGAGAAGUACUGAAGCGUGUACCAGAGUAUCAAGAAGAUGUGGCAUCAUAUGGGAUUGACAAUGCAUUGCUAGACUACUUAAAGCAGAUCAGGCAGCCAAAUCCUAUGAUAACAAAAAGAAACAAGAAAGUUAUGACUGUACCUGGAAAAUCAGUAACAGUCGAUGAUUUACUGCUGACUUCCCAACUUUCAAAAUCGAAUGUACGAGGCAAAGUCAAGUCAUCCAAGAAUACUACGACACUCACGAAGGUAGAUCCUGCUGCCUCACUCGCAAGUGUCUCACUCGAGAAUUUUAAUAAAAAUUACAAUUAUGACAUUAGUUAUAUUUUAAACGAAAAAACGGGUCUCACGGAAGCCACAAAAACACUGAUUUAG